Molecule: messenger RNA, 1119 nt
Organism: Paramisgurnus dabryanus
Lineage: Eukaryota; Metazoa; Chordata; Actinopteri; Cypriniformes; Cobitidae
Source: RefSeq, a predicted model, not a curated record
UUGUAAGUCUUUAUUGAAGUUGCGUACCUGGGUCUCCCUGGUGUGGGCUCUUCCUUGCGUUUUCACAAUGUUUCGUCGAGUCACUCAAUGUUUCUCCUUUCUUCUUUACAGGUAUCCACUUAGGCACAAAGCACAGUUAGUUGGUUUCACAAUGGCUCUCACCUCUUGGCUGGACUCAGCGUACCGUAAGUACAGGUCUCGUUCUGUUGCUCCUCAGAAUAAUCACUCUCUCUCCUCUUCUCUCCACAGGUAUCGACUUGGACACAAAGCACGGUUAGUUUGCUUCACAAUGGUUCCCACCUCUUGGCUGGACUCAGCGUACCGUAAGUACAGGUCUCGUUCUGUUGCUCCUCAGAAUAAUCACUCUCUCUCCUCUUCUCUCCACAGGUAUCGACUUGGACACAAAGCACAGUUAGUUUGCUUCACAAUGGCUCUCACCUCUUGGCUGGACUCAGCGUACCGUAAGUACAGGUCUCGUUCUGUUGCUCCUCAGAAUAAUCACUCUCUCUCCUCUUUUCUCCACAGGUAUCGACUUGGACACAAAGCACAGUUAGUUUGCUUCACAAUGGCUCUCACCUCUUGGCUGGACUCAGCAUACCGUAAGUACAGGUCUCGUUCUGUUGCUCCUCAGAAUAAUCACUCUCUCUCCUCUUCUCUCCACAGGUAUCGACUUGGACACAAAGCACAGUUCGUUUGCUUCACAAUGGCUCUCACCUCUUGGCUGGACUCAGCGUACCGUAAGUACAGGUCUCGUUCUGUUGCUCCUCAGAAUAAUCACUCUCUCUCCUCUCCUCUCCACAGGUAUCCGCCUAGCGAAACGCCUGAUGGAGUAAGCUGUCCCUACGUGGCGUCGGGGGCGAACCCUCUCGACGGCUGUGCGGUGGCAGAGGGGUGGGAAUACACAACGUCUCACCGGGCCGAGCGCUUCCCUUUCCUCGCUGCCGUCAGGCGUUCGAACGCUGGACAGGGGCGCCCCUUUGUAGAGGCCACGGGACGAUGAGAUCGUUUCACCUCGCUCUCUGCAACAAUAAGACUCGCACAGUUGACAGUAUUGAAUGAUAAUAGCCACAAAUCGUACUCACAAUGCUGCUGCUUCUCCAGCUCUUCGUUGGUGCUCAC